AUGAAGAGCAGGCAAAGUGAUCCUAUGGACGACGAUUACAGCAACGACAACUUCUCCACUGACGACGAAAUGUCUCUUUCCUCCAAGGCAGAGGAGCAGGGGAGAAUGUCUACAACCGGAUCCAACACAUCUAGCAACAAAGAAGAUCAUGUAUUGGAAAGCACCAAUCUGUUGCGCAAAGAUACCCGAAUUCGUGUGCUUCGAGCAGCUGCACUUCUCAUCCUUAUAUUUGCAGCUAUUGUUGUAUCAUUUGUUGUAUACAGCAGUCUCAGAGCAUCCGAACAACGAGAAUUCGAGACCCGAUUCUGGGAUGAAGCGGCACAAGUUGGAAACGCGUUGGAAAAUGAAAUGCAAUCAAAACUUCGAGCUAUUGACUCUCUUUCUGUGACUACUACAUCCUAUGCCAACUCGAGAGGCAGGACAUGGCCUAACAUCACAAUCCCCGAGUUUUCCUAUCGAGCUGCCAGCGUAUUGACAAUUGCUGGGGGUAUUUCAAUGGCACUCCAACCAGUGGUCACAAGCGACUUGCUGGAAGGUUGGGAGCAGUAUUCCGAAAAGGAGCAGAAAUGGAUCACUUCUGAUCUAGACUUUCAAGAAAUGUACCCAUCAGCUCUCGAAUCGCAACAAGGCGACGGCGGUGUGGGAAGGAGAAGAAAGACUCAAGAAGAAGGAACCAAACCACCGAGAAUCCGGAACCAGUACAACAUAUCCGAAUUUGUAUUUCAUGUAGAAAAUGGUAUUCCAAAGAGAUCCGAAGCCAACAUCACCCUUCCGUUUUGGCAGCAUAGUCCUGUUUUGGAUGGGCUGCCCUGGAUCAACUAUGAUAUAUUCGAGAAGGAAGGAAACAAGGGUCCGAUCUUGGAAGUUUUGACUAACCAACAGGCUGCUUUUGGUAUGAUCUAUGAGCUUUCAGAUAGUAUUCGAGGGUACGACUUUGAUCCUAUUAAUCAUGCGCUCACUCAGGAAGAAUGGAAAGAUAUUUGGGGUGUUUCUUCAGACAACCUCUUUCAGCAUGAUGAGAUUCAAUCGAUCCCUGAAGGCGAGAUCCAGAGUACCGAAGAAGCGAUCGAUGGGUUUGGUUCUUCUGGGCCAGCAGAAGCCACUGUGUAUGCAACGCUGGGGGGUCCAGCUGUGAACAUUUGGUACCCAGUCUUCUCGGAUCUGGUAGGCACCAGGGAUGUGGUUGCCAUCCUAUCCAUGACCACCAAGUGGGAGUCUUUCUUGCUGCCCAAUUUGCCUCCAGAUGCUAAUGGUCUCGUUGUUGUGAUAUGGAAUGAAUGUGAUCAGGUUAUCACCUUUGAUAUUACUGGUACGGAUGUGACCUACUUGGGUCCUGGAGACCUACACGAGGAUAAAUUCAACGAGUUCAAGGAAACCUACACUCUGAACACUGACAUCUCGACAUUUUCAGAGAUCCAAUUAUCAACUGGAUUCUGUCCCUACUUUGCCACUGUGUAUCCAUCGAGUCAGAUGCGCGAAGCGUUUGAUUCGACAAGUCCGGUAGCCUACACAGUCGGUGUGGCAACAAUCUUUGCGUUUGCCAUUGCAGUAUUCGUUCUGUAUGACCUUCUUGUGGAACGCCGUCAAAAGUUCUUGGCAGAAACAGCACACAAGAGUAACGUAAUUGCCUCUGGACUUUUCCCAAGAACUGUGCGGGAUCGACUCUAUCAAGAAAAGCAGGGUAUAUCUCCCAAGGGCAGUCCAUUUCUCUUGCACUCUGACCAUUCCUUGAACAACUCGAAGCCGUUGACCACUCCACCAAUUGCUGACAUAUACACGAGUACAACUGUCAUGUUUGGAGACAUUGCUGGAUUCACCAAAUGGAGCAGCACUCGCCAACCUACGGAAGUAUUCGUGCUUCUCGAAACUCUAUACGGCUCCUUCGAUAAGAUUGCCAAAAAGAUGAAUGUGUUCAAGGUAGAAACAAUCGGGGAUUGCUACAUGGCGGUGACCGGACUACCACACCCACAGGAACGGCACCAUAUUAUCAUGGUAAAAUUCGCUCGGCAGCUACUUUACAAGACAAACCUGCUUACAAAAGAACUGGAAGCAACACUGGGUCCUGAUACUGGAACUCUAUGUUUCCGAAUUGGGUUACAUUCAGGCCCGGUGACUGCAGGAGUAUUGCGAGGAGAGAAGAGCAGGUUCCAGUUAUUUGGAGAUACCGUUAACACGGCAUCGAGAAUGGAGUCGACAGGAAUGCCGAAUCGUAUCCAUGUGUCACAAGCAACAGCCGACCUCAUUGCGGCAUCAGGCAAGCCUCACUGGUUAAAGAAAAGAGACGAGCUCGUUGAGGCAAAAGGGAAAGGCAAAGUUCAGACUUACUGGGUUGCGGCAAAAAAGGCAUCCAACUCGGUCUCUUCAGGAGCAGACAACACUUCAAGAAGUGAUGAUCCAUCGUCAUCCCGAUUCUCGGAAUCGCAAUGGAGCACUUCGCCAGUAGAAGUGCCGCUAUUCGAUCUAUAA
This is a messenger RNA of Cylindrotheca closterium, 2466 nucleotides long. The record is from the annotation of a GenBank genome assembly. Lineage: Eukaryota; Bacillariophyta; Bacillariophyceae; Bacillariales; Bacillariaceae.